Molecule: messenger RNA, 2123 nt
Organism: Frankliniella occidentalis (western flower thrips)
Lineage: Eukaryota; Metazoa; Arthropoda; Insecta; Thysanoptera; Thripidae
Product: trichohyalin-like
Exons: 10
Coding region: 21-2123 (700 amino acids)
Source: RefSeq, a predicted model, not a curated record
CGGAGCGCGCGGACGCGGCCAUGACGGCGCAGCAGGUGCGGGACGCGACGCUCAUGCUGCGCCGGCCCACCGUGGUGGACGCGCUGCAGAGCGCCGUGCCGGUGCCCGAGGGCGCCGUGCCCCGCAACGGGCUGCCCUACUGGAGGAGGGUGCCGCUCGGCUCGCGCCUGCCCAUCAUCGACCACCCCAAGGACGCCUUCGUCUUCUACCGCGACAAGCUCAGCCAGGGGCUAUGGCAGUCCACGCCCGUGGGCGACUUCCGCCUGGACGACCCCUACAUGCACGAGGUGGACUACACGUACGAGCCGGUGCACGACCCGGCGCUGCGCAGGAUGUUCCAGGCCGAGGAGCACCGCCGCAUCCUGCUCGAGCGCGGCUUCAUCCUGCCCACCGGCGAGGCCGUCUGCUCGCUGCGCCAGUUCAACACCUACCGCCGCCACCUGCAGACCGUCUACCGCGAGCUCAUCCGCGACGAGUACCGCCGCCGGGCCGUGAACCUGUCGGACGAGCAGACGAUCCGGCGGGCGCGGCAGUGCGAGGAGCGGCAGCUGGAGCAGGACGAGAAGCGGAUGGCGCGGGAGGAGAAGCAAGGCGAGCAGCGCGCCAACCUGGAGGAGAUACGCCGCCAGAAGAACCAGCAGCUGAUGGCGCGCCAGAUGCGCUACAUGGAGCUGCUGGAGCGCGUGGAGGCCAAGAAGGAGGAGCAGCGGCAGCUGGCCGUGGAGCGGGCGCGCGAGAUGGACGAGAAGGUCAAGCACCGGCAGGCCGUGGCCCAGGAGAUCCAGCGCGCCAAGGUCCUCGCCACGAUCCAGGCCUGGAACCGCGAGGAGAAGGAGCGCAAGGAGCGGCUGGAGAAGCAGCAGCUGCAGCUCCAGGAGUACAAGGAGAAGGAGGUGGCGCGCCAGUGGCAGACCAAGGUGCAGGUGCAGACUGAGCGCGAGGAGCGGGAGGCGCGGCUGCUGGCGCGGCAGGAGGAGGCCCUCAAGCUGUCCGUCGAGCUUCGCAACAAGAAGGUGGAGCGGGAGGACCUGCGCAUGCAAGCGCUCCUCAAGAAGAUCAAGGCGGACAGGGAGAAGCAGAGGGCCAAGCACUUCCGGUUUCGCCCCGCGAAGCGGAAGCGACCGGGGCGGCCGUCCAAGUCGUCCGCCAGAGACGGGGAGGGAGGCGACAACCCCAAGCGCCGGCGCCGCAUCGCCAGCACGGGCUUCAUCGCAGACGAUGAGAACAUGACGCCCCUGGACCGGAUGUUCAACAUGUCCCUGCGGAUGGUGAAGGAGGGCAGGGAGCACGGGCAGUCGUGCAUGACGGGCGACGACUUGUGGAGGGAGUUCCGGUCCACCGGCUUCGACCCCGACGAGCAGAGGGACGGCAUUCCGGAGGCCGUGGCGACGGCCCUGGACGGGCUGCUCGACUCGGUCAUGGAGGGCAUCGUCCACCGCAUGGUCAUGCAGACCCUCAAGUGCGUGUACCACAAGGCCCUCGAGCGGUGCUUCUCGCUGCUGGAGGACCUGCCCGCCAGGGAGAUGGCACGGCGCGGCUGGGUCUGCCAGCACGGCAUGAUGAAGCACAGCGAGCUUCGUGAGCGGGCGCGUGCGCGCGAGGAGAGGGAGUGCCGCUCGGGCGCAGAGGAGGCCGUCGUCGAGGAGUCUGCGCCCGGCAGCGACCCCAGCCCCAGCCCGCGGGCGCCCAGGAGCCCGCGCAAGCAGCGCUCGCGACGCUCGCCGGAGAGGAGGUCCUCCGAGGAGGAGCGCCAACGCAUCCUAAGGCAGAUCGAGGCCAUGGAGAGGAAGAACCAGCAGCUCAAGAAGGAGCUGGAGCAGGCCGUCAGCUCCACGAUGACGGUGGGCUCGGUGGACGAGGAGCGAGAGGCCGCUCUCGAUCUGGACGCCAACUUCGAGGUGAUGGCCAAGAACCUGCAGAAGAAGAUGGUAGCCAUCGCCGCGCAGAGCGUCAGCGAAGAGACCAAGCUCACCACGCAGCAUCGCUGGAAGAUCAUGAAAGGCAAGCGCGCGACCAGUGGGGGUGCUGAGCGAGCGCUGGCUCACGGUGGGCGGCUCUUGAGUGCUUCUUGUUCGGUGCAGAGGUGGAGCUGUUCGAGCUGGUGGACCGCCUCUGCACCAUGA